AUGAAAAAAAUUAAUAAAAUAGUAUUUCUAAUAUUUGUUUCUUUUUUUAUAAUAGACCAAAAAUUUUCUGAAGGAUUUUUAAGUGAUUCAAAAGACUUUUAUGAUAUAAAUAAAAGCUCCAGUUCAAGAAAUAUCUCGAAGUACGGACAAUUAAGAAAAGAGAAAGAAGAUAAAAAUAAUCUUAGAAAAAACAACAAUGCAAGUGAUCCAUGUGACUUUGAAAUUUGUUUUGAAAUAAAAAAAGAAGAACAAAUUGGUGUAUCAGAUAAAUGUAGUAGAAAAAAGUGUUAUUUACACAAAGCAACUUUAAUAAAAAAUAAAUCAGUAACUAAUCUAGAACCUCAUGAAUUAUAUGGAGAAGUAGAAAAUAGUGAUAUUAGUAAAAGAUGGAGGGAUGGUAAUUUUUCGAAUAAAAAAAAUGAUUACAAAUUUGAAGGAAACAACAAUUCUGACAAAGAAACAGGAAUUUCGGAAGAAAAUGGUGGAACUGAUGAUGAUGAACAUGGGCAAUCUUGGGAGGAAUUUAAUUUUGAUUCAUGGGAUCCUUCUAAUAAUGAGUAUAAACAUAAUUCUAAUUCUAAUUCUAAUACUAAUUCUAAUUCUAACUAUUUUUUACAUAAAUUUAAUUCUUCACCUGUAUAUAAUAAAAGUGAUAAACUUAAUGAAGUUCAUUUGAUGAAAGAAAAAUACUGUACUCGUUUUACGAAUAGUGACGAGAAAAAUAACAAAGAAAUUAGUAUCUAUGAUAAUAUAUUUGAAAUGCAUCACAAACCUAAAUGUCAUAAUUAUUAUGAAUUAAAAUGUAGUUGUUUUGAUGAAUCAGGAAAAGCGAAAACUGAGGAUUUUGUCAUAUAUAUUAAUCCAAUAUAUAAAAGUAAAAAAGAGGAGGAAGAAAUUAAAGAACAUGAGAAAUCUAAGUCUAAUUAUUAUGAAAAAAAUAUUGUAUUUAUGAAUGAAAUUAUUAAUAAGUUAAGGUAUUACAAUUUUUGA
Plasmodium gallinaceum is the source of this 990-nucleotide messenger RNA. RefSeq names its product conserved Plasmodium protein, unknown function. The transcript has a single exon. The record is from RefSeq and is a predicted model, not a curated record. Bases 1 to 990 code for a protein of 329 amino acids. Lineage: Eukaryota; Apicomplexa; Aconoidasida; Haemosporida; Plasmodiidae.